Molecule: messenger RNA, 816 nt
Organism: Trichoderma gamsii
Lineage: Eukaryota; Fungi; Ascomycota; Sordariomycetes; Hypocreales; Hypocreaceae
Exons: 2
Coding region: 1-816 (271 amino acids)
Source: RefSeq, a predicted model, not a curated record
AUGGCGCCGUGGCAGCCUCUUGAAAGCGCUUCCCACCUAUUUAUUCCUCAAGAUGCUCAACACCAGCCUCUCAUCCCUCGAAAUCUCCAGCAUCCCACGCACACUCAGGCCGUCACGUUGGGCGUCAUUGGCGGCUACGUCGUGGCCAUUGCCAUUCUCUGGAAUGUGCCGUAUCUGCGCAUGAUUCUGUGGCCAUUCAAGAUGCUCGUCAUCGCCUUCCACGAAUUUGGCCACGCCAUCACCGCCAUCCUCACCGGCGGCCGCGUCAAGUCCAUCUCCCUCGACCCCCAUGAAGGCGGCGUCACCCACCUCUCCGGCGGCAUCAGCGCCAUCACCCUCCCCGCGGGCUAUCUCGGCUCCUCCAUCAUCGGCGCCCUGCUCACCAUGUGCGGCUUCGACAUCGUCGCCAGCAAAGUCGCCUCCAUCGUCCUGGGCGUGUGUUUCCUGCUGACGCUGUGGUGGGGGAAACGCGACUGGCUGACCAUCUUGACGGUCCUGCUCGCCGUCGGGCUGCUGGUGGCCUGCUGGUUCAUCGUCCAUGCUGAGGCGCUGCGCUUCGUGGUGCUGUUUAUCGGCGUCAUGAGCUCGCUGUACAGCGUGUGGGAUAUCUGCGACGACUUGAUCCUGAGGAAGGUGAAUGAGUCGGAUGCGAGCGUCUUUGCGAAGCGGUAUGGCGGCUCGUCGCAGUGCUGGGGUGUUAUCUGGUCCGUCAUCUCGGUGCUUGUUAUGGCGGUUGGCAUUAUCAUUGGCUUGGCAGCCUUUUCGCAGUCGUUUGCGCAGCAAGAGGAGGACUCUAAGCAUUUCAUUCCUACUUAA